CGUUCCCGCUGGGGCUGCCAUGAGGGCCUGGCGCGCCCUGCGGCGGGCAGCCUCCUCCGACCUCUCCUCCGGCCAUGGGCCGGCCCCCGGCGGGAGGCCGCGGAGGCGAGCGUGGGAGGCGUCGCUGUCGCCUCUGGAGCGGGUGAGGCGCCUGCUGCCGCCGGAGGAAGCGGAGGCGGUGGGCCGGUGCGCGGCGGCCUCUCGGUCACCCUCUGAGAGGGAGAAGGAGAUGGGGAUGGAGAUGGAGGCGGAGGAGGUGGCGGCCGACCUUCAGGCGCCUCUCGAAGCGACGGGAGCGCGCCCCGGGCCGUUCCGCGCCGGGGAGCUGGCGCUGGCGGAGAUGCGGCGGAAGCACAACGCGACGCUGAAGCAGAUGUGCUGGCUGGCGGCGGGGUCGGCGCUGACCACCCCCGGCGGCGUGCUGCCCCACCGCGACAUCAUCGGGCAGCUGCCCGGGCAGGUGCUGCGCGCCUCGGCCGGGGCGCGGUUGCUGCUGAGGCGGCCCUCGCUGGAGGAGUACGUGCUGCUGAUGCCGCGGGGGCCCACCAUCGCGUACCCCAAGGAUAUAAAUGCUAUUUUAAUGAUGACGGAUGUCCACCCGGGAGACACCGUUUUGGAAACUGGAAGUGGGUCUGGCGCUAUGAGCUUGUUUCUGUCAAGGGCAGUGGGGCCCAGAGGACGUGUUAUAAGCUAUGAAGUCAGGGAGGAUCAUCAUAAUUUAGCUAAGAAGAAUUACAAGAACUGGCGUGCUGCGUGGGAAAUCGGACAUACAGAAGAGUGGCCAGAUAACGUGGAUUUUAUUCUUAAAGACAUUUCAGCAGCUGCUGUGGAUAUGAAAUCUGUAACACUUGAUGCAGUCAUACUGGAUAUGCUUGACCCUCAGUCUGCUCUGCCUGUUGUACGUCAAAGUCUGAAACAGGGUGGUGUGUGUGCUGUGUAUUUAGCAAACAUCACACAGGUUGUUGACCUUUUAGACAGAAUAAGGACCUGCAAGCUCCCUUUUGUGUGUGAAAGGAUCCUCGAGGUGACCCAUCGAAAAUGGAUGGUGCUCCCUGCUAAACCUAAGAAUUGCAAAACAAGCGAAAUGGUGGAAAAUCAAGAAAACAUUGAAGAACCACCUCAAAAGCAAUAUGAAGAAAUCCACAUUCAGGAUCAAGUAGUUCUUAAAGAAAAUGAAUACAAUGAAUCACUUUCUGACAGUGCUGAACCGUACUGGUCGGUGCCUUAUGUUGCCAGACCGGCUUGUUGGCAGGAGGCUCAUUCAGCAUUCCUUACACAGCUGAGGAAGUUUCAACCACUGUUCUCUGGACACUAACAAGAUUGUCCUUGCUAAUUUAAGUACUGUAUCCUAAUAAAAAGUUACAAGGGAGCUGCUACAUUUUGCAAGUUGUGUAACUUUUAAGUAGUGACUGCUUUGAGUUUUACUGCAUUCAAAGUUUGAAAGCCCACCUACUAUUUGAAGGGAAAUGUUUUAACAAUUGUCAAGUAUGGUGGUGUGAUGCAAGGUGACAGGUUGUUCUGCAAAGCACUGUGUCUGUUUCUGUCUCAUCAGAUGUGUUUCAUUCUUCAUUGCUUGUAAACCAUUCCAUGGAUUUGUCUUGCUUCAAGGUGCUUCGUGGUCUGCUUUUGCUGGAUAGACUCUGGCAGCCUGCCAGAAAGGAGGAUAAAAAAACUUAGGAAGAAGCUGAUAGAUCAAAGCCUGCACUUUAAAAUGCAAGGCUUCUGGCUUCACUGGCUACCAACUGGUGGCUAUCAUUUUCUUUAGAAUGAUGUUCUUAAAGCACAGCUGUAAGAGAAACUGAAAUUCAGUUUGUUCUCUUGAUAAACUGUUUAUUUCAAGAAAAGUUGUUGACAUGUGCAUAGCUUUGGUUCACUUCCAGCACCCCUGAUGAAAGUUGCCAGCAUAUAAACCAUUCUCCAAUGGUCAAAAUAAACACUUUUUUUUUUUCUGACUUUUGUCAGACAGGAAAAGCAAGAUCUGUGAGGUGGAAAAAGAUUUAAAAUUAAGUCUUUUAAGAAUCUCGCCUAAGUCUCCACAUAAGUACAUGGUGAUGGUUUAACACAUUAAAUUUAUUAAAUGGUGUGUUGUAGACAGCUGACUUUUUCUCUAUCUCAAGGAAGACCCAACUGCCAAUGCUUUCAAAGUUGAGAGAUCUCUUGAGAAUCACAGCUACACCUGAAGCUGUCAAAAGCAGCAACAAUCCUACUAUAACAGCUAAAACUUGUAUAUCAGUGAGAACAUAUGCAAAUAAAAUCUAAAGCUAUAAACAUCUGUAACUCCGGAUUAAAUUAGUACUAAAAACUCUGCAGUGGUUAAGCCCAUGAAAGUAUCUGCAGAGCUGAGGCCUUAUACUGCUCCUCCAGGACAUUUACAUCCCAAGUGUGUUCCAGUCUCAAAUGAAACAAGGGUUUGCCCCUUGUUUGCUGUGUGUAAGGGAGGCUUCUCAGGCUCAGGAUGCUGUUUUUUAAUAGUUUCAUAUGCAAAGAUUCAAGUACAUAAAGUAAUUUUCACAGUAAAUUCACAAUUGUAUUGUUUUCUACUCACAUCGCAGUCUCUAAAUGAAACCUUGUCUAAACACUGGCAGCAAUUGAGAUACACUUAAAGAAAGGUGUGAAUUGGGAUUUAACAUAUGUCCAAGCUGAUGACAGCAACUGAGGAACCUGCCCUUUCUAAAACUAGUGCUCUCAACAAGAGCAAUUCACGAUGCCCUCUUCUAACUCGAGUGAGAUGGACCAGUAUUUCUACUUUUUCUUCUAAGCAGUUCUAAGUGUUCCAAAUAGGAUUCUCAAUUUAGUUAUAAAGUAAGAAUAGUAAUAAAUGCUUAAAUAGAUUGGCAUACAACCCAAAGUCUACUGUAGUAAAUGAAAGUAGUUUGAUGAGAAUAUAAAGUAGUUAGUACUUCCAGGACAUUAAGAUACAAGAUGUGGAAAUGAAGCCUGGGCAGUAAAAACAGAGUUCUGCCAAAGUUGCUGCACAGGUAAUAGCAAUGUCUGCUAACACAGAUUUGAGUCUCAUCAUGCCAGGAAGGGCAUGGGAGUCUUUACAGUAUUCUGAAGGGCAAAUACAGCCUUAUCUGCCUAAACUACUUGGAAAUUAUUUGCAAUAUCAAACCAUACCUUGGGCUUUAUGAAAAGGAGGGUCAACAAGCAUUUUUUCAGUUGGAAAGGUGUCCUUCAAAUUCUGGGAUGAAUGUAAUUCUGUAGUCUCCAAACUGUCUGUAGAUGAGGAAGAUGAUGAUAAUCCUAGUUGAACAAAUCUUCCUUUCUUGCCACAGAGCAGACAGUCUGUGGGAGUAGCGCCAGGUCCUCGGGGCAGCUGUACUUGGUCACUGUAGUUUCUCACAGCUCCACUAUGGUGCACAGAACGUUCUCGCUGCCACACGUAAUGUGUUGGAGCAAUAGCCAUCACCUACCAGAACAGCCUUUGCAUCAGACAUCAUCAAAAUAAAGGGAAAACAUACAGCUGAAAACAAGGGGACCAAUUCACAUGUGGCAGAGAGUUAAUACUAGGUAGCUGAAAUGGGCUGCCAUGUUAAAAGUGUGUCAUGAGGUUUUUUUAAAUGCAGUGAAAAACCUUUCUCUUAAGAAGUCAGAUAAAAUACUAAUUUUGAAGGGACUAAAAUUUCACCUGAGGAGCUGAGGUUUUUAUUUGAAGGUUUUACUUGUGUACAAACUUAAAAUUUGUACAGUGAACAUGCACAAAACCAUUUCUAAAGUGAAUGAAGUGAAAAAGUGAAAAAAAAUGAUAAUUUUUAAAUAAAAAUAUUUGCAUAAAGCAGAAAGAUUCCAGCCAAUAUAAACUUCCCUUUGAACCAUAGUGCAUGGUAAAAUAUUUCUUUAUCAUAAGGCUGCAAAGAAUGCAGAAGGAUACAAAAUGUUCAUGGAGGAUAAAUGGGCCAUUACAUUUCAGCUGCAUCUUUUCUUUCCCAUGGCUUGUCAAUGCACUUCAUGAAAGAAAUUAUUUGUACAGAGCUAGAUUGUUAGCUGCUUUUAACUGUUGUCGUUUCAGCAUCUACAAUACUAAAACACUCCCUACCUCUUCACAGCAGCGUCUGCUUACAAUAGCCCUGUAGUCAAUUCUACGCCAUAGUUGAUCUCUUAACUUUAAGAAAUCAGGGAAGAGCUUUCUCCAGGCUUUUCCCAAAGCCCAUGGGAAAAUUUCAUACUUUGCUUCUUCAUCAUCUUCUUCAACCGUAUUUGCCAGAUACCUUCAAAUAUAUAUAUAUGUUUGUGUCUGUAAAUGCUGUUAAGCAAUCUUAAGUCACUACAUGAGUAUCACUGCUAGUACUAAAACACAUUGAAGCAGUUCUUUUCCCCAAUAUUGUGAGAAAAACUGCUAAUAAAAUACAGCCUUCUCUCUGGUGUACAAGAUUUCCUUCAUCAGAAAGCUCCAUAUGUAUCCUUUGAGUACCUAAGAACUUAAUGUAAGCUAUUACAAAAAUUGUUUUACCCUAGAGUCUCCUAAAUUAGUAGAUAUACAAGAACUGACACCUUUUGACAGCUUUUUCCAAAUUGGCAAGAUAUCUUUACACUAAAAUGAACAAUUUCUGUCUGAUGCUCUAAAUCAAGCUUAAAACUAUCUUACAAAAUCUGAAAUCUUUACAUUUGCUACUUCAUGGGCUUUAUCCUUGGAAAAUUAUGUUGUUUGCAUCAAAUUAGUGGAAAACCACUAGACAGAGGUCUACUCUCAUGUAUAAAUGGAAACCUUAUUUUCUUCAUGCCCCUAUUUCUUCCUUCCUUCACUAUGUGAUACUCUUGGUUCUGAGUCAUCUUCUCGGUCAUCAGGAAAACAUUUACUCCCUCUGGAUCCACCUGAUACUAAGCUCCUGUAAGCCAUACCUGAAAAAAUUACGACUUUUAGCCUCCUCCCAAAUUUUCUCACUUGCUCCUAACCCAAAUAUUCACUCUAGCCACAGUCUCACCAGGCCCUUUGUCUCUUUCUAAUCCGCUCACUCUUCUGGCCUGGCUUCUCUCCCUGCAGUGCAGAGUCAGAUAGCUUCUUCCUAUAUGCUCUGGGGAUGUGACCCAGAACCCCAUGUACAGUAGAAGAAAGAGCCAUCUUUCCCCCUGCACUAAUGUGCAAAUCAGAGCACCUGAGAAGCUCUGUUACAGAAAAAGAUGACCUGAAAACCAUAACACUGUGAAAGAAAACGCUGAAUCACCCUGUAGUCGUAGCCAAAUGUUGAGAGAUGAUACAGGCUCAGUAAAGACAGAUUACUGAUUGCACCUCUGUUCCACAGUAUAGAAAUUUUAGAACUGCUCAAAGAUGUUCUCAGAAAUUCUCUAGCAACAUUGACAGUUGGUUUAAGUCAUACUGACAGGAACUUUUAAUAAAAGUUACUGCUGAGGUGCAUAUCAUGAGGAAACAUUUUGGAACAAAUAAAUGUUUGGUAAGUCAUAAAACAGGACCUUUUAGCAGGAAGUGUGAGCCAAGUAUAUGUUGCCAUGUAUUGUCCUGCAUAUAUUUCUUGUAUAGUGCUUUAAAAAAUUCACAGAUGUCGUUUGGUAUGCAGAAUGUCACACUAUGCAUCCCUGCACCAGCACAAACAUUCCCUCACUGCUGCCCAAGCUCGUUCCUCACAGGUGAUCAUCAGAGGCAGAUUGUUGGAUUUGUGCUAUUUAUAUCUAGCACAUAGGUUAUGUUUGUAUACUUCAUAUAGAAUCAUAGAAUAGUUUCAGUUGGAAGAGAUUUUUAAGAUCGAGUCCAGCCUUUGUCCUAGCCCUGUCAACCACUAGACCAUUUCCCUAAGUGCAACAUCCAGCCGUCUCUUAAACAACUACACACUCAUUAAAGAAGUCUCAUCAUAGAUCAUAAUUAUCAGUGGCAUCAAUAAAGGAGCAAAAUAAUGCCAUUUAUGCUAAUAAAAUCAGAUAAUUUAAAAGUACUUACAGAGCGACAAAGAAAUUGAUUCUGGUAUGCUCAUUUAUUGUGAAGUUAGCCCUCUUGAAAUAAACGAAUGUCAUUGCCAAG
This is a messenger RNA of Colius striatus (speckled mousebird), 5971 nucleotides long. RefSeq names its product tRNA methyltransferase 61B (gene TRMT61B). Gene Ontology annotation, cellular component: tRNA (m1A) methyltransferase complex. Bases 20 to 1315 code for a protein of 431 amino acids. The transcript is spliced from 7 exons. Gene Ontology annotation, biological process: tRNA methylation. The record is from RefSeq and is a predicted model, not a curated record. NCBI's taxonomy places the organism in Eukaryota, Metazoa, Chordata, Aves, Coliiformes, Coliidae.